Molecule: messenger RNA, 2492 nt
Organism: Sycon ciliatum
Lineage: Eukaryota; Metazoa; Porifera; Calcarea; Leucosolenida; Sycettidae
Exons: 5
Coding region: 66-1745 (559 amino acids)
Source: RefSeq, a predicted model, not a curated record
UUCAGUUUGUAGUUGGUAGCAGAUUUUCUUGUCAAUUUUCAACACUUUUCUCUUUUGAGUAAUGAAUGGCUGUAUGUUUUGAUUGUCACGUUUGGAGGAGUUUGACCCGCACUGCAGUGGGGUCGUGUGGAGUUGAACGGGUUGCUCUAGCAGAGUUUGCCCAUGCUCUGCUACAAGCUAUGGAGUUGCCCAUCGAUUCCGUGGUCCUUCGGGGCAUGUCCCACCUUCUGUCCAAAGCACCGGAGUCGGCUCGUCAGCUGUUUGAAUUGAUGGCGGAGCACAACGACUUGGCAGCGUCGCUCGUUGAUGUCUGGCUCACCAAGGAGGGCAGCAAUGCUCCCUGUAGACCGGUGGCAUCGACGAAGUGCGCGUCACAGUCGUCAGCAGGAGCACAGCCGUCGCUGGACGAUGAGCGGCCUUCCUCUCUUGCCACUUCAUACGCUUCGGCAGGGAGUGGUGGUGGCGUUACGGCGAAGCCGAGCAGCAGAAAGGAGGCUCGGCCCAAGACCAAGCAGGAGCUCUUCCUGCCCGACCUGCACAUGCGCCCCGAGACCAAGGGCAGGUCGCCCCCGCAGGACGGGGUACGGUCGCUUGGCAACGCGGACGGCGCAGAGCCAGCGGACGCACCCAGUGCUUUGUUCUCUGUGCCAGCGGCCGUGAAACGGAAGGCGCCGGCGCCAGAAGGCCGCGACGGCGAGCAGAAGCCGACGAGCCGUAUCAAAAUGGCCCCGCGCGGCAUAGCCAGGAGUGGCGGGCGAUCUGCCCACCAAGCAGGGCCAACACCGCCGCGCCCGAGCGCCGUUGCCAAGGACGCAAAGGCGCUUGGCAGCCGCGUGCGCCCGCCGCCGACCAAUGGAGGCAGUGCCAGAGCGUCGUCUGAGGAGGACGUUGCCGUGACGUUAUCUCCUGUCAGUUGCCACGGCUCCAACAACAGUCUCGGCGACGCGUCUCUUCCGGCGAGUCGCACGGCCACUGACGAUGCUGGCACAAACAACAACCACCACCGCCGCAAUGGCGCUAACGGCAGCGCUAACAACCCUGAUCGGCUUGAAGGAGACAGCAGCGACAGCGAUGAUUACAGUCUGCUGCAUUCGUCCACUGACCGCAGUUUCAAAGGUCGGAAACGGGUCCGUGCGUUCUCGUCGUCCGAUGAAGACGACGACUCUGAUGCGUUCAGCGACAAUGGCCGUGUGAUCAGCAAUGGACGCGGGAUCAGCAGCAACUCGUCGUCUUCGUCGCGGACAGCGCGACCGCCUCGCAAGUGCAAGCCGCCCGAUUCUGCGCUGUUCGAUGGUAUUACCAUCAGCAGCAGCGGCAGUGGCAGCGAUGACGAAGCUGACGAUCAGGAUUCGGCGUUGUCGCGGUCUCACUCGCCGACCAACGGUGACAGUGCUACUGGCUCUGGACCAUUGUCGUCGACGAAAGCUGGCGGCAUCGGCACGCAAGGGUCUGUCCGACCCAACUCGGCCCACAGACUGCCUACUAAGCCGCUUGGCCUGGGUUCACGCUCCAGUGGUGGUGGUGGAGGCAGUCACACGCCAGACACUCCGAGCCGUUCGUUUCCGCCCGCCACGACCCCGACCGGCAGCUCUCGCCCCGCGUUCUUCAGCCAGUCCAGUCGGAGCAGCACGUCGGGCUCGACGUCGUCGCGCCCCUCCAGCUCCAGCAGCACGGGUAAUCGAAAGUUCGAGGCCAUGAAGAAGCAGGCGAAGAAGCUAUCGCAGGGACGCGUCGCACGGAAGUAGCGCAAUGGUGAUACGCAGCUGUGAUGUGUCUUGCCGUAUGUCUGCACGUCGUCAAUGCUGCUUGUGUCGUAGCAGCAUCUCCACAUACUCAAGCUCAAGCCGCACGGCCAAUCGAAAGUUCAAGGCCGUGAAGAAGCUCUCGCAGGUACGCGCACAACGCGACGAAAGUAGAGCAAUGAUCCGCCGCUGAUGUGUCUUGUCGUACGUCUGCAUAUUGUGUUCGAAUGCUGCUUUUGUUGUAGCGGUGUCUCUAUACAUGGGCCCCUCUUUAACUUACUAGCUCAAGCGACACGCUCAAUCGAAAGUUCGACGCCACUAAGAAGCUGUCGCAGGUGCGCGCCACGCGAAACUAGCGUAAUGAUCCGCAGCUGUGAUGUGUCUGUCAGUUCUAUGUGUGUGUGCCAGUCUGCACCUCUUGUUGUGGUCAGUGCUGCUCGUGUGAUAGCGGUGUCUACAGACGGGAGCUAGCAUCUCUGGUUUGUGCCGGCACUUGCGGGCGAAUUCCCGCACUGGGACCUCUCUUAUUAUACUAUUCAUCAUACAAAUACACACACGCACACGCACAUUUUUCUCCAUGUUUCGUCUCCGGUGCUGGCAUCGUUUGUUUUCUUGAUUUUUAAAGUGGUAUUUUUUGUGAAAAACCUCGAUUUUAUCCUUGUUGCAAGAAUGCACCCUUCCCCCGGAUUUAUUUCUCCUAAUCCUCGUAAAAAAAAUUAUUAUGAUCGCAUCGCAGCAGUUUGCAUUUUA